Molecule: messenger RNA, 1301 nt
Organism: Triticum urartu
Lineage: Eukaryota; Viridiplantae; Streptophyta; Magnoliopsida; Poales; Poaceae
Product: lectin
Molecular function (GO): carbohydrate binding
Source: RefSeq, a predicted model, not a curated record
AGCAUCAAUGCUACGGUAGCAUGCUGCGAAAAAGAAGGCGGAUUCUUCCGUGCGUGGCACAAGCUUCAUCCCCUGGAUCAUGGAAUCAGAUGCCGAGCUCAGCUCAAAGCGCGAGGAAAAGGCAAAGUUUACGGAAUCUGAUGUUCUCCGCCGCAUUUUCUCGGCCGCUGUUAAUGUUAUCCCGAUGCCAUCUUCUUUGCCAACAUUAUCAUCUUGGACAGCUCUCUCAUGCCGACCAGCGCACGACCGUAGGCGCCAAAAGGUCAUCAAAUUCCGUGUCCACUCCUUUACCACGAAACCGUGAUGCUUCUAGCCAUCCUGCGGCUAUAUAUAUGCCACCGCCGGCUUGAACUGGUGUUGCAUUGCACCCAACGAGAAGUUCAGACUUUAGAGAAACCAACGAGAAGUUCAGACUUCAGAGACACCAACCAGCCAUGGGGGCGGCGCCGUCGAGACAGGAGGCGUCCACCGCCUCGUCGCCCACCGGGGAUGGCCGUGUCGCGCCGACGGCGCUCAGCGCUUCUACUACUUCUGACACCGCCAACCAGGCGCAGUCCAAGAGGGCGCCGGCUCCUCACAUGUUCCGGGAGAUCGUCGCCGGGGAGCAUGUCGCCAACGUAACCGCGCUGGAAGAUCAGGUCUCCACGGGGAUCUUCUUGGCCGGGAAAACAAAGAAGUACUGGGUAGAUGAGAGGACCAGGCACAACUGCUUCAUGCUGUUCCCCAGAGGCCUACACAUCACCUGGAGUGAAGACCCCAAAUACUGGACUUGGCACCCACUGAAAGAAGGAAGCGACGCCGAAGCCGGAAUCGAGACGGUGGCGCUGCAGAACGUCUGCUGGCUGGAGGUCCAAGGGAAGCUGGAGCUGUCCCACCUCACGCCAGGAGUCACCUACGAGGUCUUCUUCGAGGUGAAGCUUGACGACCCGGCCUAUGGAUGGUUGACGCCGGUGAACCUCCGGCUCAAGUUCCCCGACGGGACGAUCCAGCAGCACAAGGAGAACCUGGAGGAGAAGCCCAGGGGGAAGUGGCUGCUGGUCAAGGUUGGGGAGGUUAAGCCACACAAGGGGCAGAAUGGAGAGGCUGAGAUAUCCAUGUUUGAGUAUGAUGGUGGGCAGUGGAAGAGGGGGCUCCUCAUCAAGGGCAUCAAGAUCACCCCAAAAGAAUGAAUGAUCUGGUUGUGUUUUGUUACCAACCAUCGUUUACUUUUCUUUGUCGACUACGCUAAGAUCAGUUUGGUGCAUGGGAAUAAUAUCAAGAGUUUUGAAUGAAUAUGAGAUCACUUUCCUUGGUUGAGAUAA